UAGACAAUCAAGCAUGGGCGGCACGCCGGGACGGGCCGCAUUGCGCCGACAAAGUGCGAGCGCUGACGACCUCGCGUCACCAUCCACGUGGAAGCUUCCUGCGCUUGCAAAUGCGUCGACGGACCUCCGGUGUUUUAACUGCGGCACCGUGCACCGCAACCCAGCGCUGCGCGAGACGUAUCGCUACUGUCUUCACUGCCGAAAGGUCCUCCGUGAGUCCAUCGAAUGCGAUACCGCGCUCCUCAGUGAUGCGCCGCUCAACCAGCUGCAUAUUCUUGCAGCAUCGUACGGACACCCGAUCGAUCCGGCGCUUGCCAUCGAUGUCACCAGUUUUGUUCGCGCUCGACUGACUGUCACGUCGUCCACGUCGGAGAUGUAUCUCUCGAACGACGUUUCGGAGCUCACCUUGGUUGACCCUUCUCCGGGUAUGCUCAAGAUGCUUAUUCUUCGCUACGUUGUACCCAACUUCAACCCGGCGCUGACCCGUCGCGGUGAAGUCUAUGCGCGGGAAGUGCAGCCGCAGACGUUAGCGACGCCCAUCCGGCUCUCCUUCACCGUGGAUCGACCUCCAAAGCUGUGGAUUCUCAUGGGACGCUACGGCCACCGUGCUUCCUCGACCAAGGGUCUUGUACUCGACGUCACGGAGCGGCUCACGGCGUGGAUCGACUUGUACGGCUACGGCUGCCACCUCUGCAUUCCGUCGACACAAGCGCUUGUCGACUGGCUCGGCGACCCAUGCCCAGGGCUUACCAAAGCGCUCACGUUGCACUACGAAGUGAUUGGUCGAGCGGGCCAAGCGCGUCAGUACGAAGUGGAUGGCCAUCUCAAGGAAGACAUUGUGAUCCAGCACCUUCCGGUGGUCUCGCCCGGUGUGCUCAUCGAGCACGCCGACUAUGGCUGGCCGAUCAAAGAGCUCCAGCGCAAGAUCGUGGACCUACAAGCUCAAGUUGCACUUGGUGACACAGACGCGGCACCACUCUUGGCGCAAUUCCAAGCGCUUCCAGCACAUAGCGCGAGUUGCGAUGUCACGGCGCCGCUGCAAGCAAGUGUACGGUCGCAGCUCGAACUUGGUGCGCGUAUGAACCUCAACCAACUCGGCGGCGACCCGUGCCCCGGGUUACCAAAGCGUCUCGUUGUAGACUAUGCAUACCUUGGCUUUGGGGAGAGUGGUAACGACAACGAGAUUCUAACGGGCGGCCACUUGCGCAAUUUCACAAACCGGUUUGGGGGCAAACUCAAGCUGGACGUGAACCGUGAAGGGUUCGUCCAGGAACCGGUGUUGCUGCAGCCGCACACGGUGUUUCCGCCAUUGCAGAUUGUUCGAGCAUUUUUUGGGCACCCAACAAAUGCGCUCAAGACGUACGACAUCACCGACGUGGUCGCGACACUUGCGGGCAAAGCCAAACACGCCAAAGCGCUUGUGGUGCCCCGCACAAUGGAUUUACUGGCGCAGUUUGGUGACCCGUGCCGGGGCAUGCGCAAGGCCCUCACGAUCAACUACAAGGUGCUGGGCAUGUCCGGCCAUCUUGCGAUCCCCGCGACCAACGACAACCACCUCGUUGCAACACUCGUCCUCGGGUAUCCGCCCGAGACGCGCGACGCGGGUGUCGCUGGCAAGAUGAGUUGGGCGGAGCGCAUGGCCUCGAGCGCGAUGACGCGCGCGACCAAGCAAACAGCGCGCGACCGCAUGCGAAGCAGCGCCAGCCUUCGCAUGUGGUCGAAUGAAACGUAGACACUGUGUAUGUUGUCUU
Molecule: messenger RNA, 1751 nt
Organism: Saprolegnia diclina VS20
Lineage: Eukaryota; Oomycota; Saprolegniomycetes; Saprolegniales; Saprolegniaceae
Exons: 7
Coding region: 14-1732 (572 amino acids)
Source: RefSeq, a predicted model, not a curated record